UUUGUAAUAAAGUUUUUCCAUACUCGCCUGAUUAGAAUAAAGGUCGUCGUCAUUAACCUUCUGGAAAGUUGCCUUCACUUUUCAACAAUAAAAACUUCGGUCUUGAAAUCGAGUUUUUUCUUCUUUUUUCUUUCUUACGCGUUGACUUCUCAAUAUUUCAUCCACGACAAGGUACUAACGUGUCAAAUAGGAAAUCCAGGAUGACUGAUGUUUCAAGUGGGAGAAGAAAAAAAAGAAAGUUGGCACCCAAAGCCCCAAAGGGCCCAUCUGAGAGUCCCAAAGUAAUAAUGCUCAAUUCAUCCGUUCUCCUUCUGGAAGUACCUGCAGAUACCAACACCAGCCUCCCAGUGUGGGAUGCCGUGAGAUCCCUGAACGUUGGGGUCACCUGGACGGUCAAACCUUACGGCAUCAGUAUCAACGUAACACCUCUUACUGUGAAGCAGGAAGACAUCACCGCUUCCUGUGAGAGAGAAAACACAUCCAGCGUGGUGGAAAGCUCCAGCCUUCAGCUACAGAUCCAGAACAGCUCCUGUGUGUUGCUGACCUUCUCCCACAACUCCCUGCCAACACUACCCCACACAUAUCAACCAAACCAGAGUCUUGUCAACCCGAUUUCUGUGUCACUGCCUCUCAUCAUCACUCAUUCUCCACAAGGAUAUCAGCCUGGCACCAUUGCAACCAUAAAGCUCCCACCUGCUGUCCAAGCACCUACAAGUGUUUCCGGUGACCUCGAUGUUGAACCCAAGAAACCCAAUCUCUCAUCAUUUCACACAAAGGUCUCCCAUGACAUCCUCAUCUGUGACAACUUCCUACUGGGUACAUGUGAUGCAGGGGUAAAGUGUAAGUUGCACCACACACCUUACCCAUUUCACUGGCAGCUGUGGUCUAUAAAGACCCACCAAUGGAUCGACCUAUCACCUCGCGCUCAGCUCUUACUAGAGAGGAGCUACUGUUGUGCGGAACAGAGCGAUGUUACCCUCAUAGACAAGCAAUCAUACUACAUCCUGGACUUUGAUACAAUGGAGUUGGAUGGUUUCUCAGAGUAUGAUGCAGUUAGGCGACUUACUAACUCGGAGAGUGUAGAAAAAAACCCUCACUUUCCAAGCAAGAGCAAAAUCUACUGGUGUGAGGGCGUCAACUACAAAGAGUACAGUGCGGAUUUGUCUGCCUUCCUCCUGAAAAAGAUGAGUGAAAAGGAGCUAAAAUGUUCCUUCAACAUCGGUGAGCAGAAGUACGAGGUGGACUUCACCAGUAUGACCCAGACCAGAAUCAGCACUGGCUUCCAGAGACAAAUUUGUUGCAGGCCUGCCUACCGUUCACCAGAGUCCAUGUAUCCUCACCUAAAGAGUGGAAUCCAGUCUGACUUUGCUAAUUGUGAGCCCUACGCUGCUGCGGCUAACUUCAGCAUAGAUCCUCUACAGGAGUUCAGCUCCUGGUACCCUCCAGUCUGGCUUCAGGGCUCAGAGGAGGAUUACCGCCUGGUUGAUGUUCCAGCCGGGACUCAGGCCUAUCGGAUCGUCAAAAAAUUCUUCCACGAAAACCUGCCAGAGACCACGAUGGACAUCAUCAGCAUCCAGCAGAUCCAGAACCUGCUGCACUGGGACAAGUACCAAAGGCAGAAAACACACAUGCAGAAACACCACACCAAAGCCGAGGGACCUCUGGAGAGACAUCUCUUCCACGGGACCACCAAGGUCGCCUCAGAGAGCAUCUGCCUCCACGGGUUUGACCCCCGAGUGGCCGGCCUCAACGGACACUCUCACGGGUUUGGCUCUUACUUCGCUACCGACACGCUCAUGUCCCACGAGUACACAGAAGCAAGCGAGUCCGAUGAGGUUGGUUACAUGUUUCUGGCAAAAGUCCUGGUGGGAAGAGUUUGCUUGGGAAAACAUUACUACCGGCGACCACCCAACACCAAGGUCAGCCUCUACGAUGCCUGCGUCGACAACAAGCAAAACCCUCAGAUGUUUAUAGUGUUUGACAGCUGCCAGUGCUACCCAUACUACCUGAUCAAGUACAAAAAGUUGUCUGAAGAGAUUGAUAUUCAUGACUGAUGACAAUUAAAUCAGAAAGUCUCUCAGAAAGUGUUCAUGGUAAUAUGCAGCAUUUUGAAAUGUUAGAAAAUGUUCUGGUUAACAUAAAAUAUACAGUUCUGCAAUAAAGUUUUCACCAAAAAGGAUUGACACAAAGCAUCUUUAGAAACCUUUGAUUUGUUUUUACAAGUUCUUUAUUUUGUCUUCUUUAAAAGACCAUACAUCAGUGGAAAUAAGCACUUUUGAGUUUCCUUUUCAAAUUCUCCAGAAUCAAAUUGAAAUGUUUAUGAAAAGUUUUCAGUCAAUAAAAUUCUUUUUCACACAUAAUUAAAUAUAAAAACAGGAAUUGAGCAAUUGUUACAUUUGUUUUGGUUCUAAUAAAACCGUAUAUCUGACUGCGUUUGUCGAAUAUUUCAGACUGGAAAAUGUUUCACUAAACUCACUUUGCAGGAACAGAGAAACAUGAUUGUAAAUGUUUAUGGAAAUCUAUGUUCUUCAACAGUUUAUUGCACAAUCCACCAUUUAGAGAGUUUGGACAAAAGUGAUUUUUGAAAUAUUCGUAACAUAUUUGUAACAAACUAUCUAGCACAUGAGGAGUGUAAGGGGUGAAGAGUUCCAGGCCAUUUGAGACAUUAUUUCAGGAGAGAAUAACACAAUAUAAACCUAACAAUUUUUAAACAAAGAAUUAAAGUUUGAACUUAUUAUGAAGUCUUCUGUGAUCCAUGAUUAAUUUUGUAAAUAUAUGCUCAAAUAUAACUGUAAACCCCAAUGAUAUUAGCUAAAUUAGUCUUGACUAAUUAGCCAUUUAAAGUAAACUUAAAAUUCUGCUGAGCAGAGCGGUCAAAUAUGAAGUCGAGAUGUAUGUUUAUAUUUGAGCCUGUAUGUGUAGUUUCGAUAAUCUUUGUGGAUUUGUGUGAAAUUCUUACGUCUGCACAUCUUAUAGUUGAAAAAGAAAUAAGUCAGGCACCUACACAUGGCUGAUUACCAUGUAGAGAGAAAUUAUAUAUGGGCAGUAGAAAUUUUCAUUUAAUUUCUGUUUGGCUUUUCUAAUUAAUACAAAAUAAAAAAAAUUCACAGUUUGUGCAUCUGUUCACCAAAAUAACAGCUCACCAGUGUUUUAACAGGAAUAAUAAUUUUUUUUUGUCUUUAUAGUCUAUUCUGUUUGAAGGUGUAAAUCAAUCCCAAAAAAAUCCAAUUCAUGUGUAUUAUAUGUUUUAAAAUGUGCAGUGUUGCAUUUAGGUGUUUGUGACGCCAAAACUAACAUUUCAGUCACAAAAAUAAAACAUCCAUGCGUAAAAAUGCACUUUAGACACAAGGGGCGGUAAUAGGUGGUCAUAAUAUUAAUAAUAAUGUUUGAAUUUGUAAACAAUAUAAAGGCAAACUAAAAAUAACUGACCACUCUUCUAUUUAGGGGAUUAAACUUUGCGCCUACAGAUGGCGCCAAAGGAAAAAGGAUUAAAUAAAGUAAAACAGAACCAGAAACGACAGAAAACAAAUCAGUUCAUAUAUCUUUACAUGAGUUAUAAGCAUGACAUCAGCUCUUCUUGUACAUGGUGUCCCAUAAGAUGGAAUGAGUUUUCUCUUGUAGCCUGUACAUUUUUUACAUAUUAACAGCAGCUGAACAUAGAUGGUUCAAAUCAUAUGAAACUACCCGUGUAAAGCUGUUUUACAGCAUGAAAAACAAAAAGAAAGAUGAGUGAAACACGGCAGGUGGUUUGCUUGCAGGACACUCUCCCAUUACUCACAGGCCAGCUUAUUGUCAAAGCUCGACAGACCAAUGGCAAAAGCUUGAAGAGCACACAUG
Messenger RNA from Gambusia affinis (western mosquitofish), 3837 nucleotides. RefSeq names its product protein mono-ADP-ribosyltransferase TIPARP-like. Gene Ontology annotation, molecular function: metal ion binding; NAD+ poly-ADP-ribosyltransferase activity. Lineage: Eukaryota; Metazoa; Chordata; Actinopteri; Cyprinodontiformes; Poeciliidae. The transcript has 6 exons. The coding region runs from base 201 to 2054 and encodes 617 amino acids. The record is from RefSeq and is a predicted model, not a curated record.